Heterobasidion irregulare TC 32-1 is the source of this 2656-nucleotide messenger RNA. RefSeq lists its product as uncharacterized. The coding region runs from base 21 to 1823 and encodes 600 amino acids. Gene Ontology annotation, biological process: branched-chain amino acid biosynthetic process. The record is from RefSeq and is a predicted model, not a curated record. Gene Ontology annotation, cellular component: mitochondrion. Lineage: Eukaryota; Fungi; Basidiomycota; Agaricomycetes; Russulales; Bondarzewiaceae. Gene Ontology annotation, molecular function: dihydroxy-acid dehydratase activity. The transcript has 12 exons.
CCACCGCACGCGCGACGACGAUGCGCUCGAAAGUCCUUGCGUCCCCGCGAAAACACGCCCUGGGCCCGUCCGCGAGGGCCUUUGCGACGUCCGCGGCGAGAUGCGACGAAAAACCGGUGCUGAAUCGCUACUCGAGGACCAUCACGCAGCCCAAGGCUCAGGGCGCGAGCCAGGCCAUGCUGUACGCUACCGAGGGCAUCAACUCGGACGCUGACUUUAACAAGGCCAUGGUCGGCGUCGCGAGCGUAUGGUACGAAGGCAACCCAUGCAACCGCCACCUCCUCGGCCUGGGCCAGCGCAUCAAGGCCUCGCUGUCCAAGGCGGACCUCGUCGGCUACCAGUUUGGCACCGUCGGCGUGAGCGACGGGAUUAGCAUGGGCACCCGCGGGAUGUCGUACUCGCUCCAGUCGCGUGACCUCAUCGCGGACCAGGUGGAGACCGCCGCGGGGGGCCACUGGCUCGACGGCAUGGUCGUCGUUCCUGGCUGCGACAAGAAUAUGCCCGGCGUCUUGAUGGCCCUCGGCCGGCUGAACCGCCCGGGCGUCAUGGUGUACGGCGGGACGAUCCGCCCCGGCUCGUGCGCUGGCGCGCCGCAGCUCGACAUCGUCUCGGCCUUCCAGUCGUACGGGAAGUAUCUCCAGGACGGCCAGACUUCUGAUGCGGAGACAGAACGGUACAACACCGUCCGCCACGCCUGUCCUGGUCCUGGUGCCUGCGGGGGCAUGUACACGGCCAACACGAUGGCGAGCGCCGCUGAGGCGCUCGGGAUGACCGUCCCGGGUUCUUCGUCGUUCCCGGCGGAAUACGAGGAAAAGUUGGAUGAAUGUAACUCCAUGGGCCAAGUCAUGCGCAAUCUCCUCGAGAAGAACAUCCUUCCCAGAGACAUCAUGACUCGCUCCGCGUUCGAGAACGCCAUGGUGUUGACGAUCAUCCUGGGCGGCUCUACGAACGCCGUCCUGCACUUGAUCGCCAUCGCGCAUUCGGUGGGGAUCAAAUUGGACAUCGACGACUUCCAGAGAGUGUCGGACAGGAUCCCCUUCAUCGCAGACCUCAAGCCUAGCGGCAAGUAUGUCAUGGAGGACGUCUACAAGAUCGGUGGCAUCCCCAAGAUUCUGGCUUACCUGCUCAAAAAUAACCUUAUCGACGGCGAUAACAUGACCGUGACCGGCAAGACUCUGGGCGAGAACCUGGAACGCUGGACACACAAGUACGGAGAACUCUCUUCCAGCCAAGACGUUAUCCGACCGCUGGAUAAGCCGAUCAAGGCCACAGGCCAUAUCCGGAUCCUGAAAGGAAACCUGGCGCCGGGGGGCGCCGUCGCGAAGAUCACUGGAAAAGAGGGCCUCGGUUUCACUGGUAAAGCACGUGCCUUUGACUCCGAGGAUGACUUUGUCCGUGCGGUCGAGAGCGGCUCGAUCAAGAAGGGCGAGAAGACGGUCGUCGUUCUCAGGUAUCUCGGACCGAAGGGCGGGCCCGGCAUGCCUGAGAUGCUCAAGCCCACGAGUCUGAUCAUGGGCGCCGGUCUCGGCCAGGACGUGGCUUGCCUCACGGACGGACGGUUCAGUGGAGGCUCCCAUGGAUUCGUCAUUGGGCACGUUGUGCCGGAGGCCCAGGUCGGGGGGCCCAUCGCGCUGGUCCAAGACGGGGACAUCAUUUCCGUCGAUGCCGUGACCAACUCUAUCGAGCUGCGAGUGUCUGCGGAGGAACUCGAGCAGCGCCGAAAGGCCUGGACGGCCCCUCCGCUCAAGGCGCACCAGGGCACGCUUUACAAGUACAUCAAGACCGUAGAAGACGCCAGCCACGGAUGCAUUACGGACGCCUGACAUGCUUCGGGCAAGCGUCCCAUCCUCUUAGGGGUAAAAAGUAGCGACACGGUGUAUUAGGAUCUGUCAGAUGCAUGUGGUAGGGACAUGUUCUGGCUGCGGUGCAAGUACACUCUAAUGUAAAACGUACACUAAGCUAUCGUAAAGGGGCUGGGGUGCUCCCGAACGGAAAGAAAACGGCGCCUGUGAAGAUGGGGUCACCCGCGUGAUGUCGCCUUCAAUUUCUUCUUCUUCUCUGCCUUGGGCAUCUUGGUCUUGCGCUUUUCGCGCUGCUCGACCUUGACUGCUUUCUUGCGCUCCUUUUUGGCUUCGCGGUCUUCGUGGCGAUGGCCCCGCGAUGGCCGGUCGACGAAUUCACCGUCCGCUGCGCUUUCCUCCCCAUCGUCGUUCUCAUCGGCAUCAUCGCCUUCGUCGUGUUCGUCGCUGUCCGACGGUUCCCCUGCCUCGGGAGUGUCGUCAAAGUGGACGGUCUUGACGGACUGGGGGUCGUCUGGAGAAGAGGGCCUGACGAGGCCGAUCGUAUCGGCGUAGAUGAGCUUGUUCCCUUCACCGCGCAGCACCGCGUCGACGUCUCGUUCCGGGUUGUACAACUCGUUUAGCGUCCGGGGGAUAUAUGACUUGCGGAACACCUCGUCUUCGUGUGCGGCGGAGGUCUCUGCCGCGGAUCGAGGGUCAGCAUCUGCGGUACCGUCGCCGGCUGUCGAGGGCUCCUCGACAGGCGCCUCUUGCAGCCACCGCUGGAGAGCUGCCUCGUCUCCUUCCUCAGACGCUGCCGCGUCGAGCUUCUCACAGGUCACGAAUUCGAAGCACCGCCGCAGGCCGAGGCACUGGAC